Molecule: messenger RNA, 2176 nt
Organism: Bactrocera tryoni
Lineage: Eukaryota; Metazoa; Arthropoda; Insecta; Diptera; Tephritidae
Gene: nAChRbeta2
Product: acetylcholine receptor subunit beta-like 2
Exons: 11
Coding region: 127-1689 (520 amino acids)
Biological process (GO): signal transduction; monoatomic ion transmembrane transport; chemical synaptic transmission
Cellular component (GO): synapse; neuron projection; postsynaptic membrane
Molecular function (GO): transmembrane signaling receptor activity; acetylcholine-gated monoatomic cation-selective channel activity
Source: RefSeq, a predicted model, not a curated record
GCAUCCUAAACGCUCGAACCACGUUCGUCGUUAGCAAUAAUUUUAGUGAUAAAAAAAUAUGUGAAACAAUUUUAUACAAUUUACAUGUGUAAAAUAAUAAAUUAGAUAACGUUGGCACUCGCGAAGAUGUUAAAAGUAGUUUUUGUGCAUUUUUUACUCCUCUUUCCCUACAGUAGUGCAACGCCUCCUAUCAGUUUCGAGGCUAAUCCAGACACCAAACGUCUUUAUGAUGAUUUAUUGAGUAACUACAACAGACUCAUACGCCCUGUUGUCAAUAAUACUGAGACAUUGACAGUAUGGUUAGGCUUAAAGUUGUCUCAGCUCAUUGAAGUGAAUUUGCGAAAUCAAGUUAUGACCACCAAUUUGUGGGUGAAGCAGCGUUGGUUCGAUUAUAAAUUGCGAUGGGACCCUGAGGAAUACGGUGGUGUUGAACAACUUUAUGUGCCAUCGGAACAUAUUUGGGUGCCGGAUAUAGUGUUGUACAACAAUUGGGAUGGCAACUACGAAGUAACACUCAUGACAAAGGCAACAUUAAAAUACACCGGCGAGGUCUUCUGGGAGCCGCCAGCUAUCUACAAGUCCUCCUGCGAAAUGAAUGUCGAAUAUUUUCCUUACGAUGAACAAAUUUGCUUCAUGAAAUUCGGUUCAUGGACAUACAACGGUGCACAAGUGGAUUUGAAGCAUUUGGAUCAGGUUCCUGGCAGUAAUCUAGUGCAAAUUGGAAUUGAUUUAAGUGAAUUUUAUUUAUCAGUCGAAUGGGACAUACUUGAAGUUCCUGCAACGAAGAAUGAGGAAUACUAUCCAGACACAUUGGAACCGUUUUCUGAUAUUACAUUUAAGCUCACCAUGCGUCGCAAAACACUAUUUUAUACCGUUAAUUUAAUUGUGCCGUGUGUUGCAUUGACAUUUUUAACGGUGUUGGUAUUUUAUUUGCCCAGCGAUUCCGGCGAGAAGGUUACGUUAUGUAUUUCAAUUCUUGUCUCGUUGACUGUGUUCUUCUUGCUGUUGGCUGAAAUUAUUCCGCCAACAUCAUUGGCCGUACCGCUGCUAGGCAAAUAUCUACUAUUUACAAUGAUACUGGUCUCGUUGUCCGUAUGGACAACGGUCUGUGUAUUGAAUAUACACUUUAGGUCACCGUCAACGCAUAAAAUGUCACCGCUUGUGCGUAAACUAUUUUUACACUUUAUGCCGAAAUUGAUGAUGAUGCGGCGCACGCAGUAUACGUUGCCAGACUAUGACGAUUCCACGCCCAGUAAUGGUUAUACGAAUGAAAUUGAUGUACGCAGCGAUAGUAUUAGCGAUUUUCCCAGUGAGUUCAAGGACAGCCAAGAGGGACCGUACGAUAAUGGUGUACAAAAUUCGAUUGAUUCUGACAACGUGAUACCGCGCAAUUUGACACCCGAAGUGCUGCAGGCAUUACGUGCGGUGCGUUUUAUUGCGCAGCAUAUUAAAGAUGCCGACAAGGAUAAUGAGAUCGUCGAGGACUGGAAAUUUGUGUCGAUGGUAUUAGAUCGCUUCUUUCUCUGGACAUUUACGUUGUCGUGUGUUUUCGGCACUCUCGCCAUUAUAUGCCAAUCGCCAUCGCUCUAUGAUACACGUCAACCGAUCGAUCGCCAACUCAGUGACAUACCGUUGAGGAAGAACAAUUUCAUGCUGCCACCAGAUAUCGUACGGCAAAUUGUUAAUUAAAAUGUUUUAAUGUGAAAGUACGAGUUUUUAGUAAUACGUUUUAAAAUGUUUAAGACUUAAAUAAGGAAUUAAGUGAAAAAAAUUAAAAUCAGUUGUUUAAGAUCGUGCGUAUCUAAAGCACAGGAUUACAUAUUGAGUAAUAUUGUUAUUGAAAAAAACUUAUAGUCUGACACAAACAAAUAGCAAAUACAGCGAAAGUUAGUAAAGUUAAAGAAGCUUAUGGAAAGAGAAUUGCUUGCAUCAAAUAAAACAGAUUUUUCAGAUUUAAGUUUGUACUAAAAAAACUUUGGUAAGGAAUAUAAUGACGUCAUAUUUCUAGCAAUUAAGACACACACUUAUAGUAUAAUGCUUGCAAUCCCAUAUCUCUCACAUCCAUAUAUAAUGCCAUACAUUCUUCGAGAAAUAUUAUACGUAGAAAAAAAAAUAAAUCACAAGAAAAUGAUACUUAAUGUAUAACUCCAAGAAAAAACAAUAAAAAUGAUCACAU